Cotesia glomerata is the source of this 1305-nucleotide messenger RNA. Its product is annotated as N-acetylglucosamine-6-phosphate deacetylase. The transcript is spliced from 7 exons. The coding region runs from base 90 to 1277 and encodes 395 amino acids. The record is from RefSeq and is a predicted model, not a curated record. Gene Ontology annotation, molecular function: N-acetylglucosamine-6-phosphate deacetylase activity. Gene Ontology annotation, biological process: N-acetylglucosamine catabolic process. Lineage: Eukaryota; Metazoa; Arthropoda; Insecta; Hymenoptera; Braconidae.
CUUACAUUGUUAUAAAUUACAUCUACUAUUAUUGCAGAUGCAGAAAACAAAAUUUAGCUCCAUUAAAAUAUAUUUUUUUAGUUUUUAAAAUGUAUAACUUACAACAAUUCUUUAAUUGUCGAUUACUAAGAAAUGGAAAGUUAAUAAAUGAUAAUUUGUGGGUGCGCAACGGAAUAAUUGUUGAUCCAGAAAGAUUGUUCUUCGAUGAAAAAGUUAAAGCUGAUAAAAGUAUCGACUGUCAUAAUGCUAUUAUUUCUCCAGGAUAUAUUGAAAUCCAAAUAAAUGGAGGCUUUGGCAUUGACUUUUCAUACAACGUUGACAAUGUCGAAGAUGGGAUCACUAAAGUCGCUAAACAAUUAUUAGCCCAUGGUGUGACAUCAUUCUGUCCGACUUUAGUUACAUCUUCUCCUGAAACUUACCACAAAAUAUUGCCGAAGAUAAAAAAAUCUCCUGGUGGUGCACAUGGUGCUACUGUUCUGGGUGUACAUGUUGAAGGUCCAUUUAUUAGUCCGACAAAAAAAGGUGCACACCAAGAAAUAUACAUAAAACAAUUGAAUAAAGGAUUCCAAUCAAUUGUCGACGUUUAUGGAAGUCUUGAGAAUGUUUGUUACCUAACACUAGCACCUGAACUCGAGAAUUCUUCGGAAAUUAUCAAAGCAUUAUGCGACAGAAAUAUAAAGGUGUCUUUAGGUCAUUCGGUGGCGAACCUAAAUCAAGGAGAAAACGCAGUAAAAAAUGGAGCGUCAUUAAUAACACACCUUUUCAAUGCAAUGCUGCCGUUCCAUCAUAGAGAUCCAGGCCUGGUAGGUCUUUUAACAUCUGACCAAAUUCCACCGUCGAAAAAGGUUUACUUUGGUAUUAUUGCCGACGGAGUUCAUACUCAUCCGGCGGCACUUCGUAUUGCUCAUAGAACCCAUCCAGAAGGUCUUAUACUUGUCACUGACGCUAUUUCUGCUCUUGGAUUGCAAGAAGGCUUGCAUCAACUUGGUCAACUUGAAAUAGAAAUAAAAUCUAAUCAAGCUUAUAUAGCCAAUACGAAUACUUUGUGUGGAAGUAUUGCACCUAUGACGGAAUGUGUUAAAUUUUUCAAAGAAGCUACAGGUUGCUCAAUAGUAAAUGCUCUGGAGGCUGCAACUUUACACCCAGCACGAGCGCUUGAAAUCCAUUCACAAAAAGGGACACUCAACUUUGGAGCUGAUGCAGAUUUUUUAUUGCUAAACGAUAAUUUAGAUCUCGUUUCUACUUGGAUUGCUGGUGAAUGUGUUUACACAAAAUAAAAUAUUUAAUAUUUUUAAUUAAAUGAAA